AUGAACAAUUUUGGGCUUGAUGAUUCUUUCACUGGUUCCCAUUCGGUUUUUUCAGAUUCCUUUUGCGGGAUAAUCAACUUUAAGCUACUUUUAGACAAGCGUAUAAUCAUUUCUCUGAAGGAUGGAAGAAAGUUUGAGGGAAAUUUCAAAGUAUACGACCAGUUCGGAAAUAUCACAAUCACAGAGGCAACUGAGCGGAUUUUCAUAGAUAACCAGUAUGGGGAGAAAUACCAAGGGGUGCUACUCAUUAGAGGCGAAAAUGUGGUUCUACUGGGCGAAUAUAACGAGGAAACUCAACAGCACGGAAUUUCAUAUCCCACGCUAGAAAAAAUCCCCAUGAACGAGAUAUUGAGAAAGCAGCGUCAAAUCUUGGAUGAGAGGAAAAGAAUCAUAAAAACCAAGCGAGAGCUCAACAGGGAGUUUGGCCUUCUGGAGGCAGAUAUCAUGGCCGAAUUUGACCUUUAA
Mitosporidium daphniae is the source of this 465-nucleotide messenger RNA. RefSeq lists its product as uncharacterized. Gene Ontology annotation, molecular function: RNA cap binding. The transcript is spliced from 3 exons. The record is from RefSeq and is a predicted model, not a curated record. Gene Ontology annotation, cellular component: P-body; Lsm1-7-Pat1 complex. Gene Ontology annotation, biological process: deadenylation-dependent decapping of nuclear-transcribed mRNA. Bases 1 to 465 code for a protein of 154 amino acids. NCBI's taxonomy places the organism in Eukaryota, Fungi, Microsporidia.